Molecule: messenger RNA, 426 nt
Organism: Funneliformis geosporum
Lineage: Eukaryota; Fungi; Glomeromycota; Glomeromycetes; Glomerales; Glomeraceae
Source: the annotation of a GenBank genome assembly
AUGUCAUUUACAUGUUUUCUUUAUUCUACUAAUACUUCCAAAACUUUUUCAUCUAAAAACUCACUUUCUAUUCAUGAAAGAUCUGUUCACCCAAAUAAUAAAAUAAUACCUCAUUCACGUUGCUUAACUUCUCCAUCUUCAUAUGAUAUUCGCCACUUUAAACAUUCUUUCGUAAUACAAUUAAAGUUCGAAGGUGGUCAAGGAUAUGAACAAUUAGGAAAUUUUUUAGAUAAUAAAAACUGGGGUAGCAAAAUGCGAAGGACAGGAACAUGUGCAUAUGUUUUAAUGCAAAAUGCGCAACAAACCUAUAAUGUUACUUUUUGUUGGAAAGAACAUGUAUAUAAAGAUUCUGAUAUAGAAUUACGUUGUAGUUCUAUGCGCUUUGAAUUUAAUAUUGAUAUAAGAGAUUUUGUAGAAGGUAAUUGA